AUGGCAAUCUCUUUCCACGUUCGCUCUAACAGUCUUCCCUCUAGACUUCACCCACAAGCCGCUCAUGUCGAAGGUCAAUUAACCCGAUUGAGAUCUUCGGAGGAAGCCUCAACAUCUUCAAGCUCUUCUAUCUGUAAAAGACUUGACAACCUUCAAGAGCUUCAUGAGUUCCUUGAGAAGCUUAUUCGCCUACCCGUAACACAACAAGCUCUAUCUCAAGAACAGAACAAGAAAGCCGUCGAGCAGCUUCUUGAUGGAUCUUUAAGGAUCUUGGAUUUGUGCAACAUUUCAAAGGAUGCUUUGUCACAAAUGAAAGAGGGUUUGAUCGAGAUCCAAUCUAUUCUACGAAGAAAACGCGGAGAUCUAUCACGAGAGGUAAAAAAAUACUUGGCUUCAAGAAAGUCCAUCAACAAGACAUUCCAAAAAGUACAAAAGCCUUUGAAAUUUGCACAAGAGGGAGAAUCUUUAGCUGUCUUUCGAGAAGCAGAAGCCGUCACAAUUGCUCUGUUUGAUUCUCUCUUUAGCUACAUGUCUGGAUCAAACACUUGUGGCAAAUGGUCAGUCGUCUCAAAGCUAAUGAACAAGAAGAAAGUUACAUGUGAAGCUCAAGCAAACGAAUUUACAAGGAUUGAUUCCGAAUUGCUAUCCGAGAAGACCUUGAAGAUGGAAGAUGUUCAAAGUCUAGAGUCAUGCAUUCAAGAUCUUGAAGAUGGAGUUGAAUCAUUAUCAAAGGCUUUGAUUAGAUACAGAGUCUCAAUUCUUAACUCAUUAGGCAAUUAA
Molecule: messenger RNA, 780 nt
Organism: Arabis nemorensis
Lineage: Eukaryota; Viridiplantae; Streptophyta; Magnoliopsida; Brassicales; Brassicaceae
Source: the annotation of a GenBank genome assembly